Messenger RNA from Lingula anatina, 1988 nucleotides. RefSeq names its product protein CutA homolog. Gene Ontology annotation, molecular function: copper ion binding. Lineage: Eukaryota; Metazoa; Brachiopoda; Lingulata; Lingulida; Lingulidae. Gene Ontology annotation, biological process: response to metal ion. The record is from RefSeq and is a predicted model, not a curated record.
AACUAACUAAUCCAUACCGAGGCUUGCUUGUUUGUACUUUCGGUUUAUGCCACUGCCAAACAAGUCGAGUGUUUCGUUGUUCAUGGUACUACUUGUAGGUGGUGCUUGUCUAUGUGUGCCUGUGUUUCUGUCUGUAACGAGAAGAGUUCUUAGCACCAUGACUACUGCAAGCAGCAAUUAUGUUAAGGGGCAACACUCUAUUGCUUAUGUCACAGCGCCAAGUGAAGAUGUUGCCAAAACUCUGGCCAGAGGAAUGGUGACUUCCAAACUGGCAGCCUGUGUCAAUAUUGUUCCCAGAGUCAUUUCCGUCUUUGAAUGGGAAAACAAGAUAGAUGAAGAAGAUGAAGUCUUGAUGAUGAUCAAAACCAGGACUUCUUUAGUGGAUGAACUGUCAGAGUAUGUGAAGAAGAACCAUCCGUAUGAUGUAGCAGAGGUCAUUUCAACCCCUAUUGAAAAUGGAAAUCCACCAUACCUAGAUUGGAUUGGCCAGGUGGUGCCAGAAAAAUAAGAAGCAGAAUUGAUUUCAAUGCUCCACUUUGGCCUCGGGAGCUGCAUAACAAUAACACAGCACAACUGGACAUGGAUAGACAUAUAUAUUGCAAACACAUAGUUAAAACUGUGUGGCAGUAACUCCUAAUUGGACUUGGCUUGAAGAAACAAUCAGUUAAAAGUUUUCAUUUAUCAUAGAUCUACAUACAUGUAUUUAUUUGCUUUACCCGUUGACUGCUUCUCUGUUCACUCUGACAAAAUUUAAAGGGCAAAUCAUAAUCCAAAUUGUGAUAGAAACAUAGAGAAAAUAAUAAAUGCAGUGAGGAAGAAAAACAGAGGAGUGUCCUUUGAACCACUUGCAAAAGUCAUAAAUUUUCUAGUACACCCAAAAGACAAGAUAGAGGACAGCAAGGAAUGUAAAAUAGUGGAGAAGAUCAGCUGUGGGAGCUGUGACAGAGUAUGGUAAUAACAACAUCUCAAUGGGGGAAAAUUGUGAAUUUUACCGAUACUGUAUUUUUAUGUCAUAAUUUCUUAAUAUUAGAACAUUCCUAUAUUGAGUAGAAACAACAGGGUGUCUUAUAAUUCUUUUCUAUGCAUGCAGUAUAAGUACCACAAAAAUGCUUUAUAGAAAUGUAAUUUUGUGAUUAUAAAAUUUUGUAACAGAAAGUUUGAUCAUUUUUGUCCUUUGAAAAGAUUGAGUCAUCACUGUGUAUUUUGGAGAGACAGGUCCAAGAAAACACUUACUGUUCUCAAUCUGUCCUACAACAUGAUGUUUUUCUCUUUUAAUGAAAAAUGUUCUUAAUCUGUUCUGGGAAAUUCUGAAGGACUUCCCAAAAGCAGUUCUCGAACUGUUACAUUGAUUACAGUACAAUAUUAGAACUGUACAAAAAUGACACCAAAUGUUCUAGAAUAGAUUGAGAAACGUAAGUUAACGUUAAAUGACACAGAUUUUGGCAGGGGAAGUGAGUGGGGCUGGUGCUUCCUGGGCAUCAAUAGCUGAGAAGACAAAUACUGCUUGUCACACUGUCACCUUAGUAUUAUUAAUGUCACCUGGAUCUCUUUCCAAAGAUUUGGUUCUUGUGAUUUAAUGUCAACACUUCUACAUCUUGUUAAAUAUUUUGCUUAAUUGUUCAAAGCCUAAUGUAUUUUAAAUCCACUUAGAAAACUGAAGGGAUUUGUACUUUCAAAUGAUUUUUUUCAUAAAAAAUUUCUACAUGCAUUAUGUGACUUUUUAAAGACUUUACUAACAUUACUAAAGCUUGGCUUUUAUAUAUACAUGUUUGACAGCUUUACUGCUUUGUUUCCUGUAUGGUGCCUGUUUUUGGCCAGCUUUGCUGUUUAGUCUAGUUUAAUUAUUUUAUUUAUUGAUUUUAUGUGAGUACUGUCUAAACAAAAUGUGUUUUUUUAAGUUUUAUCUGCAGUUUUGCAUAAUGUGCUGUUAUUGAAACAUUGAAAAGUAAUCCAUUAAAGGCCCAUUCCUCAGGAUUUUCCUGCCCAAA